This is a messenger RNA of Myripristis murdjan (pinecone soldierfish), 4006 nucleotides long. RefSeq names its product alpha-1,6-mannosylglycoprotein 6-beta-N-acetylglucosaminyltransferase B-like. Gene Ontology annotation, biological process: protein N-linked glycosylation. Gene Ontology annotation, cellular component: Golgi apparatus. The record is from RefSeq and is a predicted model, not a curated record. The transcript is spliced from 18 exons. Gene Ontology annotation, molecular function: alpha-1,6-mannosylglycoprotein 6-beta-N-acetylglucosaminyltransferase activity. NCBI's taxonomy places the organism in Eukaryota, Metazoa, Chordata, Actinopteri, Holocentriformes, Holocentridae. Bases 499 to 2916 code for a protein of 805 amino acids.
UGCCGGCUUGCCACACUUGCGCUGCCUCCGCUGUGAAGUUGAAACGCCCCAGUUUAGCCUCUCCUCUCCCUCACACAGAAACACGGAGGACAUGUGGAUUUCAGACGGCACACAUUUCACACACGUGUUGACCAACAACGCCAUUAUUUUUUGCAAAGAAAUCACAUCGGACAUGACUCCGGCGGUGGACACAACCUUCAGGGACUUCACUAUUUUGAGUGUUUGCCUGGCAACGGAAUAACCCUCCUGUAUUAACCUUUUUUUCUUUUCUUUUUUUCUUGUACACGGAGAGCUACAAGGCGCCGACUGAACCAAACUCUUUGCCCGUUCUCCCGGCGGUGUUAAAUAACACUAAUAAACUUGUGGGCGCUGUGUUAAUUGAAGGUUGCCGUGCAGGCAGCCGCGGACCGCUGGAUGGGACGCAGGUGAAAUGUUUGCUUACCUCAAGUUCCAAGUUGGGAGGAUAACAACAAUGUCACGGCUCGCUCGUUUUGGGAAAUGACUGCUGGCAGCACCGACGCUAAAAUAAUGGUUAGAAGAUGUCUACUGACGUUCAAGCCGUUCAGGAUAUUCGUGGUGGGGAUAGGCUUCUUCAGCCUGUGUUUUCUAAUGACCUCUCUGGGGGGGCAGUUCUCGGCCAAGAGACUGGGGGACUCCCCCUUCACCAUCCGCACAGAAGUGCUGGGAGGCGUGGAGUCGCGUGGCGUGCUGAGGAAAAUCAGUGACAUGCUGGAGGUGAUUCUGAAGAGGAUGGACAGCCUGUCCAAACUUGACAACACCUCCACCACCGACACUCGGCGCCUGGAUGAGCUCAGCUCUGCUAUCAACAGGUUUCAGCCAGCUGGCCUGGUGGAGAGGAUCCAGGCUAUAGCCCAGAAUGUCUCCAACAUGGCCAUCAGGGUGGAGCAGAUAUUGCAAAACAGCAUGGUGCAAGGACGAGCAGUGCGAGACGGGACGUCAGGUCAGUGUGAUGUGCCCAGAGACCCCCGUUUCCCAGACUGCCCUGGGAAAGUAGAUUGGAUGCGUGCACGCUGGACGUCAGACCCUUGCUACGCCUUCUACGGUGUAGACGGUUCAGACUGCUCCUUCCUCAUCUACCUGAGCGAGGUGGAGUGGUUCUGCCCCCCGCUGGUGUGGAGGAAUCACAGCAGCCCCCCCACUCAGCUUGCGAAGCAGAGCAAGAGCAGCAAGCGCCAGGCUGCUUUCCGCACAGACCUUUCUGUGCUUCUGGACCAGGUCGGUACCGGCAAGGAGUCCCUCAGCUUCAUGAAGCGCCGCAUCCGUCGUCUGGCACAACAGUGGGCGACAGCUGCAAACCGCCUCGACGCCAAACUGCAGCAGCGAUGGAGGGACCAGAAGAAGAUCCUGGUCCAUGUAGGCUUCCUAACAGAGGAGUCUGGGGACGUUUUCAGUCCCAAGGUGUUGAAAGGGGGUCCUCUGGGAGAGAUGGUCCAGUGGGCUGACAUCCUCACCGCCCUCCAUGUCCUGGGACACAACCUCAAGAUCUCCAUGUCUGUCAAGGAGCUGCAGGGGUUCCUCGGCGUGCCGCCAGGAAGAGGCAGCUGCCCGCUGACUGGCCCGCUGCCCUUUGACCUCAUCUACACUGACUACCAUGGCCUGCAGCAGAUGAAGCAGCACAUGGGGCUGUCACUCAAGAAACACAAAUGUCAUAUCAGGGUGAUUGACACAUUCGGGACAGAGCCAGCGUACAAUCAUGAGGAGUAUGCAACGCUGCACGGCUACCGGACCAACUGGGGCUACUGGAACCUCAACGCCAGGCAGUACAUGACCAUGUUCCCACACACACCAGACAACUCGUUCAUGGGCUUUGUUUCGGAGGAGCUGAAUGAGACCGAGAAGAGGAACAUUCAGCAGAACAAGGUUAACAACAUGGCAGUGGUCUACGGAAAGGAAGCCAGCAUGUGGAAGCUUCAGCAGGGUAAAGAAGGUUUCCUGCAGAUUCUCCACAAGUACAUGGAGGUCCACGGAACGGUGUACUACGAGACCCAGCGACCUCCAGAGGUCCCAGCUUUCGUUAAAAACCAUGGCCUGCUGCCCCAGCAUGAGCUGCAGCAGCUGCUGCGCAAAGCCAAGCUCUUCAUUGGCUUUGGUUUUCCUUAUGAAGGCCCCGCCCCUCUGGAGGCUAUAGCCAAUGGCUGCAUCUUCCUGCAGCCCAAAUUCCACCCACCCCACAGCUCGCUCAAUCACGAGUUCUUCAGAGGAAAGCCCACUUCACGAGAGGUGUCCUCCCAGCACCCGUAUGCAGAGCAGUACAUCGGCAGGCCUCACGUCAUGACUGUGGACUACAACAACUCCCUGGAAUUUGACUCUGCCAUCAGGGAGAUCAUGAGGACCAAGGUUGAGCCAUAUCUACCUUACGAGUACACCUGUGAGGGGAUGCUAGAGAGGGUCCAUGCCUACAUACAGCACCAGGACUUCUGUGUCCCAGAGCCUCCCUUCCUGCCAGCCAACCUGUCCAGAUUGAGUCCCACUGGUGGCAACAGGGUCCCAGGACCUCUAUUUGUGCCCCUGCCCAACUCCACAGCCCUUGGCUGGGCAUCCAAUGUGACGGCUCCUCCUGCCUGGCCUCCUCUCAGCUCCCUCAGGCUAAUUGUGUCACAGGAGGGCCAGUCCUGUGUGGACGCAUGCCAGUUUGCUGGCUUUAUCUGUGAGCCUGCUCACUUCCGCUUCAUAAACAACAAGGAGGCCCUCCACGGGUUAGAUGUGCAGUGCGAGGUGGUAGACUCGGAGAUCAAUCACAUCCUGCCAGCCUUCUCGGUGGUGCGGCGGGAGUGCGGCCUGCAGCGGGAACCCCUCCUCUUCAGCUGCGCAGGACAUUCCCCCAAAUACAGACGCCUUUGCCCCUGCAGGGACUUCCGCCAUGGCCAGGUGGCGCUGUGCAGAGACUGUCUAUGAUGACAGGCCACAUGGAGGACACCACCGAAGAGCUGGAUGCAGAACGGGUCGUGGGUCGUCAUGAGUCGUGCUAAAGAGUCAGGAAAGUUAAACGUGGUGUGUUAGGCUUGAAUGAGUGCAGUACGAUGGAAAAUUGACAAGGACUUGACUGAGUGAAACAGACACAGACUUUUUGGCAGAUGGGUAACUUCCACCAGAAAGAAAGUACAUGUAGAAUUUGUAGGGAGAGGCAUGCAAUGAUGUUGGAGGGCUGUAAGUGAGCUUGAAUGGCUGGCCAGAUUGUAAGUGAAGGUUUUGGUUACGCAUGGCUGUUAUAAAAGCUCUUAUAACAGGCUGGAGACACAUGGCUGUAAGGAGGGCUUGUCUCAUCAUUACUCCUAGUUCAGAGGCCGCAUGAUCACUGGAUGUCAGUAAAACCAGGGAGUGUUUUCCACUUCAGGGCAAAGGCUGGAUCACCAUCCACCAAGCCACCUAACACUUACAUUAGCCCACUCACCACAGGAAAUUAUUUUGCUGCUACCAGGUGUCAACUGGCAGUGGGGCAUAUAACAUUUCAUUUUCCGAACUGUAUCUCUCUAAAGCCAGGGGGUUCAAGGUAGAAAUGAUACACUGGAACUAUAUGUUGGGACUGCAGAGUUGGAUAGUAGGAGACACAGUAUUGGGACCAGUGUCACACUGUGACAAAAUCUUCAAAUAUCUUGGCUUGAAGAAGCCAACCUUGGGUCAAUAUCCAAUCUCCCCUCCUCUCUGCGCUUGGACAAGGGAUGAUGGACAACCAGGUUAUCUCUGAUGUUUUUUCUCCCCUUCUUCAAUGAUGGACAGAGUCAUUUAUCAGACUGAACCCAGAGUCUGGGGCAACAACGGUCAAUGCAAUCAUCUCUGGUCACAAAAGUGGGGGGAGGAAGACAGAGGAGAAAGAAAAAAGAUACAAGAUUAUUUUUCAAUAAGUAAGCCUUUAGAGCUCUUGCCAGGAUUUUUAAAGAGUCCUGGGCUUUGUGAUGAAAAAAAACAUACAAUAAAAAAGUCAUAAAGGAUCAAAGUGUUAAGUUGGUUUUAUAUUACAUCUGGUCUUCAAAAGGUUCCUGUCUCU